This is a messenger RNA of Carassius gibelio (silver crucian carp), 2202 nucleotides long. RefSeq names its product stress-induced phosphoprotein 1 (gene stip1). The transcript has 14 exons. Gene Ontology annotation, molecular function: Hsp90 protein binding. The record is from RefSeq and is a predicted model, not a curated record. NCBI's taxonomy places the organism in Eukaryota, Metazoa, Chordata, Actinopteri, Cypriniformes, Cyprinidae. The coding region runs from base 105 to 1736 and encodes 543 amino acids.
CGUGACGUCACGGUGACGCUGUGUUCGCGCGCGGAUAUGCAGUAUCUGGCGCCCCUCCCCAGCGGAUCUUCUCUCAGUAGAUUCUGGAAGCUCAUGCUCGCGCUAUGGAGAAAGCUGCGCAACUGAAAGACGAAGGCAACAAGGCUCUGAGCGCAGGAGACGUGGAGGCAGCGGUCAGGUGCUACACCGAGGCCCUGACCCUUGACCCUAACAACCACGUGCUCUUCAGCAACCGCUCCGCUGCCUACGCCAAGAAGGGAGACUACGACAGUGCCCUGAAAGACGCCUGCCAGACCAUCCAGAUCAAGCCCGACUGGGGCAAGGGCUACUCAAGAAAAGCAGCUGCUUUGGAGUUUCUCGGGCGAUUGGAGGAUGCCAAAGCCACCUAUCAGGAGGGGUUACGCCGAGAGCCGACCAAUCAGCAGCUCAAGGAGGGUCUUCAGAGCAUCGAAGCGCGGUUAGCAGAGAGAAAGAUGAUGAACCCGUUCUCCAUUCCUAACCUGUAUGAGAAGCUGGAGGGCGACGCUCGCACCCGAGCACUGCUGUCGGACCCCAGCUACAGAGAGCUUCUGGAGCAGCUGCGGCUCAAGCCCUCGGAGCUCGGCGCGAAGCUGCAGGACCCUCGAGUGAUGACCACUCUCUCUGUGCUGCUGGGGCUGGACCUGGCUGGGAUGGAUGACGAGGAUGAAGUGACUCCGCCCCCUCCGCCUAAACCCAGAGAGACGGCUCCGCCCCCUCCACCCAAAGAGGAGGAGCUUCCAGAGAACAAGAGAAUGGCCUUGAGGGAGAAGGAGCUGGGAAACACCGCGUAUAAGAAGAAAGACUUUGCUGCUGCGCUGAAGCACUAUGAAGAAGCUCUGAAGCACGAUCCCACCAACAUGAUCUAUCUGUCAAACCAAGCAGCGGUGCGCUUUGAAGAGGGUGAGUUUGAGAAGUGCAGAGAGCUGUGUGAGAAGGCCAUCGAGGUGGGCCGAGAGAACCGGGAAGAUUACAGACAGAUCGCCAAGGUGUACGCCAGGAUCGGGAACUCCUACUUCAAACAGGAGAGGCACAAAGAGGCGGUGCAGUUUUUUAAUAAGAGUCUGACUGAGCAUCGCACGCCUGAAGUCCUCAAGAAGUGCCAGCAGGCCGAGAAGAUUUUAAAGGAACAGGAGAAGCAGGCCUACAUCAAUCCAGAUAUGGCCCUGGAAGAGAAAAACCAGGGCAACGAGGCCUUCCAGAAGGGUGACUAUCCUUUGGCCAUGAAGCAUUACUCUGAGGCCAUCAAGAGAAACCCUUAUGAUGCCAAGCUCUUCAGCAACCGAGCUGCCUGCUACACCAAACUACUGGAGUUCCAGCUGGCGCUCAAGGACUGUGAGGAGUGCAUCAAGCUGGAGCCGAGCUUCAUUAAGGGUUACACACGCAAGGGAGCGGCGCUCGAGGCCAUGAAGGACUUCUCUAAAGCAGCGGAUGCGUACCAGAAAGCUCUGGAGCUGGACUCCUCCUCGAAGGAAGCCAGCGAGGGUCUGCAGCGCUGCAUGGUGAGCCAGGCCAUGAGGAACGACAGUCCAGAGGACGUGAAGCGCAGGGCCAUGUCUGACCCCGAGGUGCAGCAGAUCAUGAGUGACCCUGCCAUGCGCUUGAUCUUAGAGCAGAUGCAGAAAGACCCUCAGGCCCUCAGCGAUCACCUGAAGAACCCCGUCAUCGCUCAGAAGAUCCAGAAGCUGAUCGAUGUGGGGCUCAUAGCCAUCCGGUGAUCAGAGGAGAAGAAGAACAGCCAGGACGUUAUUCAUCUGACCCCUGACCCCUCUCCUCUCCUCACACUGCACCCAAUAAAGAUGUGUGUUUAAGCCUUAAUCAGAUGAAUAUUCCUCCGCUCUGUGUUCACUAGUGUCAGUCAUCGCUGAUGAAAGAAAGAGCAUCUAGCCUUAGAUACAGUAGAUGGGCCUUCACAGUAAACUCUCAUGUUUUGUAUUUCUUUUCUUGGUUUACACCUCAGUGUUUCGGAGGAGAGGUCACCAUCGGUCAUUAAUUCUCUGGUUGCAGGCCUGUUAGAAGCCUGUGUGUCUCUGAAUGUGAACGCAUGGCUGUUAUUGUGCUCUAUAACGCUCUUCUAAACGGCUCUUUGGCUUCCUUUAGUUUGCCAUCGAUUUACUGACUGUGAUUUCAGCUUCAUCAUAUUGAAGAGCAACAUCAGUUUAAUAAAGUUCUGGAUCCAGUGAA